This is a messenger RNA of Panicum virgatum (switchgrass), 3136 nucleotides long. Its product is annotated as glucan endo-1,3-beta-glucosidase 10-like. The coding region runs from base 95 to 1567 and encodes 490 amino acids. Gene Ontology annotation, biological process: carbohydrate metabolic process. Lineage: Eukaryota; Viridiplantae; Streptophyta; Magnoliopsida; Poales; Poaceae. The record is from RefSeq and is a predicted model, not a curated record. The transcript is spliced from 3 exons. Gene Ontology annotation, molecular function: hydrolase activity, hydrolyzing O-glycosyl compounds. Gene Ontology annotation, cellular component: plasma membrane.
AUUCCCUCGCGCCCCCACACUCUCGUCCACUCACCUCAGCUGGCUCACCGCCGUCUUGCCGUCUUGCUCUGCCUCUCCGCGCCGCAGCAGAGCAAUGGCGCUCCCACGGCGCGCCCUCCUCGUCGCCGGGCUCCUCGCCGCGGCGCUGCCGCUGCUCCUCCUUCGCCCGGCAGAGGCGGGGACUGUGGGCGUGAACUAUGGCCGGGUCGCGAACAACCUGCCGAACCCGGCGGCGGUGGUGCAGCUGCUCAAGCAGCAGGGCAUCACGCAGGUGAAGCUCUACGACGCCGACCCCACCGUGCUGCGAGCGCUCGCCAACACUGGCAUCAAGGUGGUGGUCGCGCUGCCCAACGAGCAGCUCGCCGCCGCGGCGUCGCGCGCCUCCUACGCGCUCCUGUGGGUGCGCCGGAACGUGGCGGCCUACUACCCGGCCACGCAGAUCCAGGGCAUCGCCGUGGGGAACGAGGUCUUCGCCACCGCCAAGAACGUCACGGCGCAGCUCGUGCCGGCCAUGGUCAACGUGCACGCCGCGCUGGCCCGGCUCAACCUGGACAAGUCCGUCAAGGUGUCGUCCCCCAUCGCGCUCGUCGCUCUCGCGACGUCGUACCCGUCCUCCGCCGGCGCGUUCCGGGAGGACCUCGCGCAGCCCGUGAUGAAGCCCAUGCUCGACUUCCUGGCGCAGACCGGCUCCUACCUCAUGGUCAAUGCCUACCCGUUCUUCGCCUACUCCGGCAAUGCGCGCGACAUCUCCCUCGACUACGCGCUGUUCCGCCCCAACGACGGCGUGCUAGACACCGGGAACGGCCUCAAGUACUACAGCCUCCUCGACGCCCAGCUCGACGCCGUCUUCGCGGCGGUGAGCAGGCUGGGGAACUACAAUGGCGUGCGCGUGGUGGUCUCCGAGACCGGGUGGCCGUCCAAGGGUGACGCCAACGAGGUCGGCGCCUCGGCCGCCAACGCCGCGGCGUACAACGGCAACCUGGCGCGCCGCGUGCUCUCCGGCAACGCCGGCACGCCGCUCCGCCCCGACGCCGACAUCGACGUGUACCUCUUCGCGCUCUUCAACGAGAACCAGAAGCCCGGCCCGACAUCCGAGCGCAAUUACGGCGUGUUCUACCCGAACCAGCAGAAGGUGUACGACGUCGAGUUCGUCCUCGGCGGCGGGGGCGCGGCGGGCGGCGGCAGCCAGGGCGGCGGCGGCGGCCUCGGCUGGCAGGAGAACGGCGGUCCAACCAGCGGCAACCCGCCCAGCGGCGUGAAGGUCACGACGGGGGAGGCGUGGUGCGUGGCGAACGCGAUGGUCGGGGAGCAGCGGCUGCAGGCGGCGCUGAACUACGCGUGCGGCGAGGGCGGCGCGGACUGCAAGGCCAUCCAGCCCGGCGCGGCGUGCUUCGAGCCCAACACCAUGGUGGCGCACGCCUCCUACGCCUUCAACGACUACUACCAGCGCAAGGGCCGGUCCAUCGGCACCUGCGACUUCGCCGGCGCCGCCUACGUCGUCAACCAGGCACCGAGUAAGUCGCCCCGCCACCGCUCAUCUCAUCUCCUUUGCCCAGAUGUCGGGUGAGUUUUCGCCGCCUACGUCGUCAACCAGGCACCGAAACUCACUUGGAAACCAGAGACGAAUCAGAGACGAAUCUUUUGAGACCUUUGAUCACGUCAUUCACGUCAUUAGCACAUCUGGAUUAUUGUAGCACUUAUGGCUAAUUAUGCAUUGGUUACUGUAGCAUUUAUGGCUAAUUAUGCACUGAUUAGGCUUAAAAGAUUCGUCUCGUAUGUACAUCCAAAAUGUGUAAUUAGUUUUGUUAUUUAAUUAUAUGUAGUGCUUCAUAUAUGUGUUUGAAGGGGAGGUGAAAAUUUUUAGGAACUAAACGGCCCAAGCAAAAGUCGUUCCUUUCUCGUGACUGUGUUCCCUGCUAGGACCAUUCGUGCUACUGGUUGAUCUCCAUGAAUUCGUUCCAUCACGUAGCAAAAUGUUGGUACAUUCCAUUAUUUCACACACGUAAAUGAUGCCCAGUAGCAGCAGUACGCUGCCAGUGCUAAAAGGCAUACAGUUCCGGCAAAAGCGAAACUUCCCGUCCAAUCCACGCUCAAUCACCCGGCAGAUUACGGAUUGGUGCUUUUGCAAUUGUACGGGAAUGAUUCUUUUACCAUCACACAGCCUGUCAGCACAUCUGGAAAGCGCCCAGCACCGUGAACAGCACGCGGCAGUCCUUGGCAAGACUGCAGCAGCCGUUACUGGCUUUGUUUGGUUGGUUCUUAUAAUUUUAAAAUAUAAUUCUCGAAAUAAAAAAUCUCGUAUGAAUAGAGUAUUAAAUAAAAUUUAUUACAAAAUUUUUUUAGAAAUGGGUGUAAUUUUUGGGACGAAUUUAAUGACGAUAAUUAAUUGAUAAUUGACUAUAGUGAUGCUAUAGUAAUUAUUUUCUAAUUACGCGAUCAAAUGUCUCAUUAAAUUUUUCAUGAUUUCUAGUAGGAUUUCUAGUAUAGGCUUGUGGAGUUAGUUUUGUAAAUUGAUUUUGUUUCACACCUUUAAUUAAUGAUCAAACUCCGUUUUUAAAUCUCUAGAACACAAACCAAACGAGGCUACUGGUCCUGUGUGAAAUCUUGUACUGUGAUUUUUAGCAGCCACUCCUGUCCUCUCCUCAUGGCCGUCAGUGUUCAAGCCUGCAUUGGAUGCGAGCUGGUGUCAGUUGGCUGGCUGCUGCCUGCUGCCUGCUGCCUGCUGCUCAGGUUCGGGCCUGGUAGUGCAAUAAUGACUGCGAGGAGAUGGGGUGUGGCCUGUCUGGCUCGUAGCUCGGCGUGAUGUGACCCGUCCUGUGUUCAGUGUCUUCCUCCAUGGACCACCAUGGUGAUGCGCGCCGUGUUUGGAUGUCGCAGACCGCGUUGAGGCUGAUUGCCACUUCCGGUGCCUUUUGCAGCGCCUGCUUCUGUACCCUACUGCAUUCUUUACUCCACUCAUUGCGUAUACUCAGCGUACGUGUCUCCUUGGACCAGCGGUCGUCGCGAAAGGGAGUGUUCACGUUCACAUGAUGGGUUGGGAGCCCGAUAAUAAUCUGCUGUUAGAUCAGAGAAUGUGCUGUUUUUUAAGGUUGAUGUGCUGUAACCUGUGAUCUCACUGGUGCCUUUGCUGCAUUGU